AGUUUUCCAGCCUUUUUCUGUAAGACUUUACGACUUAGGUUGCCGGCUGAAUAUUGUGUGGGUAAAUUAGCACGGUGCUCAACCAAACUAUUCCCUAAACCGGCUGACGACACACUCAGAUGGGUAAAAAGGUAUCCCAUUGGUUAGAUGAAUAAUUGAACAUACUUGGUUAUUUUUUAGGAAAAUAUGCUGAUCCUUUUUUGUUUUGGUCAACAGAAACUAGUUGAGAUGCGAUACUCACCCUGCUACAUUAACAACUUAUUUACCCAUUUCGAACGACAUAAUGAGCAGGCUAAGUUAGCGGAGAUUGAGGACAUUGGGUUUGACUACCUACGCCGGGUACCACAAUGGCAUGUGAAGCAGAGCAUCAUGCUCCAAUUAGCCAGGGCCUUUGACGUGGAGACAAACACUCUGAGGGUCGACGCCGGGGAUAUUCGCAUUACCGCCGAACUUAUCGGCAAUGUAUUCGGCAUACCUUCGCAAGGUGAGUGUAAAUUAUGUAAGUUGUAAAUAUCCCGGUUCGUGGUUAUGCUUUUUCCCAUGUUGACAUGUACUGAUCGUGGUAAACUGUUUCGUUUCGCGCAAGUGAUCCAAUACCGGUAUAUCAAAAAAAAAAAGAAUCGCAUUUGGCAAUAAAGAUGCAAUUUCAGAAGAAAACUACAACCCAGUUGCGGGACUUUCUCUUUGCCUGUCCGAUGGAGACCGAGCAAGAAAGGCUGAGCUUUAGAAGAUACUUUAUCAUGAUUGUUUUGAAGAUGUUUCUUAACCCUACAAGCCAGCAGACUGUUUCUGCAUGGCACAUCCCUCCGAUAUUGGACGUAUCUAACCCUAGAAGAUUUCAUUGGCCAUAUCAGAUACUAAAGUGGCUGCGAGAUGCGAUACGGAAAUUCCAAGACGAGAACCGGGAAACAUGCGGCGGGUGCAUGUUUGUGUUGCUGGUUUUGUACUUUCACCGCUUAAAGCAUGGUCCGUUGCAUGCAUGUCGUGUACCCGAGCCUUGGAUUGUUGAAUGGACCACUAAUGAACUUGACAAGAAGGCCAGCCAUGUUAUCUCACAGAUACAAUCUCUACUAAUCUCUUUUUAA
This is a messenger RNA of Arachis ipaensis, 1085 nucleotides long. NCBI's taxonomy places the organism in Eukaryota, Viridiplantae, Streptophyta, Magnoliopsida, Fabales, Fabaceae. The record is from RefSeq and is a predicted model, not a curated record.